AUCCAAUUACUGGAUAUUGUUUUUGAAAAUAAUUUCUUCAGGUAUAAAAAUGACUUCUACAUCCAAACCAAGGGGGUUGCUAUGGGCGCGGCAUUGGCCCCAUCGGUAGCAAACAUUCACAUGAUUGACUUUGAAAACAAACAUUUUUUUUCUGAAUCUAACCCCUUUACAAAUGACAUCAUUCUGAUUAAAAGAUACAUUGAUGAUUUGCUCAUAAUUUUUAAAUCUGAAGCAACAUGUAUUGCAUUCCAAGAAUGGGUGAACACAUUGGAUUCCCAUCUAAAAUUUACUUGUCAGUAUCACAAAAAAGAAAUUCCAUUUUUGGAUGUAGUGGUCUACAUUUCAAAUAGAAACACCUUGGCAUUCAAACCGUAUAAGAAAUUAACGGAUUGUUACUCCCUACUCCAUUACUCUUCAAGUCACCCUUCUCAUUUAAAAAGAAAUUUACCAUACGGACAGUUAAUCAGACUGAAAAGGAAUGCUACGGACAAGAGAGACUAUAGAAAUGCGGCUCAUCAGCUAGAAAAAGCUCUCGUUAACCGGGGCUACCCUAAUUGUAUCAUACAGGACGCAUACAGACGUGUAGACGGUCGCAAUCGAAAAAAUUUGCUUGAAACACGGUCUGAUAGCAUUAAAAACAGAAAACCCAGCCGCCUGGUCAUGGGGAUGGAUUUCACACCCCUGGCCAGCCACAUUAGAAACAUUAUAUAUAAACAUUGGCAUAUUGUGGAAGACAUACCUGGCUGUAAAGAUCCCCCCCUUUUAGGGUUGAGGAAGAAAGGAACUUUGCGCAAUCAAUUGGUCAAAGCUGAUUGUUUGGAAUCACCAUCCAUUGUCACUAAAGGCCACUAUAGAUGCGGCUCAUGCAAUAUGUGCCCCUACAGUUUACAAGUAAAAGAAAUAAAAAGUGAACAUAUGCAGUUCACUUUUAAAAUCAACUCCAUGACCACAUGCAACUCCAAGAACGUAGUUUAUUGCAUACGGUGCCCUUGCAACAAACUGUAUGUAGGCAGCACCACGCGGGCACUAAAGGUACGUAUAGGAGAACACAGAUCACGCAUCCGCAAUAAAGUGAUGGAAGCCCCUCUUACACCUCAUUUUUUACAAAUGAAACACAGUGACUCCGAUUUAAUGUUUUUUGGCUUAUGGCAGUACACACCCAAGAAAUACCACAAGCAGGAUAUCCUAAAAAUAUUGAGACAACAAGAAACUAAAUUGAUUUUUAUGUUUAAGACAUUACAACCGGACGGUUUAAACUCAGAUCUUGACCUUUCUGUAUUCAUUUAAACGAACACACCAGCAGUAUAACAUACAGCAAUCAUAGAGAUACUGUAAGUGUUAUCAGUACUCACAUUCUUCUGCCCCCUCCCAAUUGUCAUCUUUAAUUAUUAUCACCUGUGAACCAACUUUUUGUAUAUAAGUGUGCUCCAAACACAGGAUAUUUGCUUAGUCAAUACAUGCUCAAACCAAAAAUACUCUGAAUACAAGAAAUGUAAGUAUCUCUUUAUGUGUACAUGUAUUUUAGAAAUUGUAUUACUGUAUUAUUUCAAACAAUAAUUAGAAUUUGAUUUGUAUUACCAGUGGAUAUGUAAAUGAGAGAACCUUUUGAAAAAACACCUGAGCAUUGUGGCCUAAGCCAAGAUAAGUGGUUUCAUACAAAUUUGAAUGCACUAAACAUAAAAGUACAAGGAGAACUACUGAAGAAGCCCGUCAUAUGGGCGAAACAGGCAAAAAAACGCCGGCAGCCUGUCUACUACC
Molecule: messenger RNA, 1758 nt
Organism: Zootoca vivipara (common lizard)
Lineage: Eukaryota; Metazoa; Chordata; Lepidosauria; Squamata; Lacertidae
Source: RefSeq, a predicted model, not a curated record